Messenger RNA from Sphaeramia orbicularis (orbiculate cardinalfish), 10880 nucleotides. It is a transcript of the gene ptprsa, whose product is annotated as protein tyrosine phosphatase receptor type Sa. The record is from RefSeq and is a predicted model, not a curated record. Gene Ontology annotation, molecular function: protein tyrosine phosphatase activity; protein binding. Gene Ontology annotation, biological process: protein dephosphorylation. NCBI's taxonomy places the organism in Eukaryota, Metazoa, Chordata, Actinopteri, Kurtiformes, Apogonidae.
GAGGGAGCGACUCCUCCUGCCGUACCCAGACGCGUCCUGAGCAACCUGCGCUCUUUUGGGGUGGAUUUAAAAAAAAAUAAAAAAUAAAAAAAUUAUAACACCGACAAAAACCGAAGGAAGGAAGGAAGGAAAAGAAGGAAGGAAGGAACCCCCCUCUUAGAACCGACUCUCACUGGACCUGCUCCAGGGACGCAGACAUUUCACACCGACACGGGGAUUAUUGUUUGUUUUAAUCAUGAAGACGUAAGGGUUUAUAAGCUGAAAAGAAAAGAGAGGAACUCCGACGCUUACAGAAAGGUACGAGUGAGCGAGUAACAAGAAGAAGAAGAAGAAGAAGAAGAAGAAGCCGCUGGAGCAGCUGAAGAUAUGAAGCUAAAGAGGUUUUGAAAACAACCCAGCAAGAACCAAGCCAUCCUGCGUGAAGUCCCUAGCCCUCCCUACACAGUCGGGGCCUCGGGCUCUCCGACCAGGUCAAACAUCAGUCCCACCCCACCCUUCCCUGCCCCCACUUCCCUUCUGGAGCCAGGAUGGCCAACAGCGGUGCCCCUCGCCUCUCCUUGCCUCUCCUGCUGCCUGUCACCACUCUGCUGCUAUCACUGCUGCUCACCGGCUCCCUAGCCUUAUCACCACCACGUUUCACAAAAGUUCCCGUCGACCAGAUUGGCGUCUCAGGGGGUGUGGUCUCCUUUGUCUGCCAGGCGGCGGGUGACCCCAAACCAAGGGUUAGCUGGAACAAGAAGGGCAAAAAAGUCAACUCCCAGCGUAUAGAGACAAUUGAGUUUGACGAGGGUGCAGGCGCUGUGCUCAGAAUCCAGCCUCUGCGAGCGCCACGUGACGAGAACAUCUACGAAUGUGUGGCCGAGAACAGCGAGGGCGAGAUCACCGUCAAUGCCAAGCUGUCCAUCAUCCGAGAGGACCUGCUUCCCCCAGGCUUCCCUAACAUUGACAUGGGCCCUCAACUCAAAGUAGUGGAGCGCACUCGGACAGCCACUAUGCUCUGUGCAGCCAGUGGUAACCCUGACCCAGAAAUCACCUGGUACAAAGACUUCCUACCCAUUGACCCCAGUGCAAGUAAUGGGCGAAUCAAACAGUUGCGUUCAGAAACCUUUGAGGGUACCCCAAUUCGAGGUGCCUUGCAGAUCGAGAACAGCGAGGAAACAGACCAGGGGAAGUACGAGUGCGUGGCGUCUAAUGUGGAAGGCGUGCGCUACUCGUCCCCUGCUAACCUUUAUGUGCGAGAGCUUCGAGAAGUCCGACGGGUGCCUCCUCGCUUCUCCAUACCACCAACGAGUCAGGAAAUUAUGCCCGGUGGCAGUGUGAACAUAACAUGCGUGGCAGUGGGGUCACCCAUGCCUUACGUCAAAUGGAUGUUAAACUCAGAGGACCUGACACCGGAGGACGAGAUGCCAGUGGGCAGGAACGUUCUCGAACUGAGCAGCGUCCGUGAGUCAGCCAACUACACCUGCGUGGCCAUGAGCAGCCUUGGAAUCAUAGAAGCAGUGGCGCAGAUCACUGUUAAAUCUCUUCCCAAGCCCCCAGGUACCCCCGUGGUUACCGAAACCACUGCCACCAGCGUAACCAUCACCUGGGACUCUGGCAACCCAGACCCCGUAACUUAUUAUAUCAUCCAGUAUCGAGCCAAAUCUCCUGACAGCAAGAAUGAGACGGUGGAUGAUAUCACCACCACACGUUACAGCAUUGGUGGCCUCUACCCCAACACAGAGUAUGAAAAUCCGUGUCUCUGCUGUAACACAAUCGGGCAGGGUCCUCCCAGUGAGCCAGUAGAAACUCGGACUGGUGAGCAAGCCCCUGCCAGUCCACCGCGAAAUAUCCAGGCUCAGAUCAUAUCCCAAAACACCAUGAUGGUGCGCUGGGAAGAGCCCGAGGAGCCCAAUGGGCAAAUCAAGGGCUACCGUGUGUAUUACACCAUGGACGACUCCCAGCCCAUUCAUCUCUGGCAGAUCCAUAAUGUCCAGGAUAGCAUCAUCACCACUAUCCAGAGCCUGGUUCCUCAAGAGACCUACACCAUUAAAGUCCUAGCAUUUACAUCUGUAGGUGAUGGACCCUUCUCAGAGCCCAUACAUGUCAAGGUGCUGCAAGGAGUUCCUGGUCAACCAUCCAAAUUCCAGAUCGGUGCUGUGUCCGACACCAGUAUUGAACUGACCUGGGAUCCUGCCUAUGAAAAAGAAGGAAUUAUAAGUUAUAAACUUCACUACAGGGAAGGCAGUUUUGGGACCCAGAUGGUUAAAACAUUUGGACCCACAUCUUCAUAUGUUGUGGAAGGUCUACGGCCAAACACAGACUACCACUUCUCCUUGGCAGCCAUCUCCAACAAAGGCAUCGGAGCUUUCACCAAUGACAUUUCACAGAAGACCUUGCAAGCCAAGCCCUCAGCCCCCCCUCAAGACAUUAAGUGCAGCAGCACCAGCUCCACCACCCUGCUGGUAAGUUGGCACCCCCCGCCUUUGGAGAGUCAGAACGGUGUCCUGGUGGGAUAUAAGGUGCGCUACCAGGUGGUGGGCUUAACAGAAGGCGGCAGUGAUGACGAAGAGCCACUGGGGGAGUCAACGGUACCUGCCACCGAAGAGCAGGUGCUGCUUCAGCGAAUGGAGAAGUGGACCCAGUAUAGCAUCACUGUAUCUGCUCAUACUGUGAUUGGGUCUGGCCCCGAGAGCGAGCCUCUGAUCUGCCGCACUGAUGAAGACGUUCCUGGGGCUCCUCCAAGACGGGUGGAAGUGGAGGUUCUCAACUCCACAGCACUAAAAGUGAUGUGGCGCUCCUUGACGCCAGGCAAACAGCACGGUCAAAUCCGUGGCUACCAGGUUCAUUAUGUACGAGUGGAAAAUGGAGAGUCUCGGGGUCUUCCUCUUAUCAAGGAUGUUAUGCUGGCUGAUGCCCAGUGGGAAACGGACGAUACAGCUGAAUAUGAAAUGGUCAUUGGAGGACUCAAGCCAGACACCACUUACUCCAUCACUGUGGCAGCAUACACCACCAAGGGGGAUGGAGCCCGGAGCAAACCCAAACUGGUGGUGACCAAAGGGGCAGUGCCUGGCCUACCCUAUCUGUCAGUGGCUCAGGACUCUGAGACAUCUGCUAUUGUUCGCUGGGACCCUCCAGACUUAACAAAUGGCAUGGACCUACAAGGUUACCGGCUCCAGUUUGGCCGGAGAGAUGUCUCACCUUUGGCCACACUGGAAUUUGCCCCCCAAGAGCGACAGUACUCAGUGGGCAACAUUCACCGGGGCGCCAUUUACCUCUUUAAAAUCUCAGCCAAGAGCAGAGGGGGCUUUGGGGAAGAGGCUGUGGUGGAACUUAAUGUCCCUGAGAAUACACCAGGGGGAUAUCCUCAAAUAAAUGAGGCUUCCAAUGUGACAUGCUGCUCAGUGCAGUUGUCCUGGUCCCCACCGGUGCUGGCAGAGAGAAACGGGGUAAUCACGGAGUAUACUUUGGCCUAUAAAGAAGCCGGCACAGGAGGAGCACCACGGGAGCUUCGUUUACCCCCCAGCCAGUCCAACUAUGUACUCAACAGUCUCAAACCGAACUCAGCAUACGAUGUGAAAAUACGUGCACACACCAGUGUAGGUCCAGGGCCCUACAGCCCUCCUAUCCAGUAUCGGACGGUGGCCUUUGAUCCAACAGAUGUUCCAAAAAAUUUCACAGUCAAGUGGGCAACCAAAACCACAGUGGUCCUAGCAUGGAAGUUUUCUGAAAGCAGAUCUCCAUACAAAUGCACAAUUGAGUACAAUCGUCAGAAGAUGGAUGUGGAUGCCAGGCAAAUGAGGGUGCUUGUCACUGGUCUAAGACACAACACCACCUACGAGUUCAGGGUGGCGUGCCAGGAGAGUAUGGACGGUGGGCCAAGACACCGUGUGGUGGCCAGGACGGCACCACUCAUCCUGGUCAAGAAACCGAAGCUGGACCCCUACGCCGAGCCUGACAACAUGUACACCAUGUCCUUCCCACCAGUUGAGAGCAAGGACAUCAAAAAUUUCUAUGUAGUUGUGGUGCCACUCAAAAGGACCCCAGGAACUGUCAAAAACCUCAAGAACCCCGAUGAGAUGGACAUGGAAGAGCUGUUGCGGGAUGUGACCCCAAAACGCCGUACACGCCGUCAGUUGGCCCAACUGGACCAGAGGAAGCCCUACAUCACAGCCUGUUUCAGACAGCUGCCCUCCAGCUUCACAGUGGGCACCGACCACCGCUACAGCAGCUGUGAGAACAAGCCUCUUGAUCCUGGGCAGGAGUAUGUUUUCUUCCUGCUGGCUGAACUGAAUGCCACUGCUGGGAAAAUGUUUGCGACCAGCCCUUAUACCGACAUGGUCUUGGGUCCAAGCAUUGAACCUGUGGACCCCCUACCAGUGGAGACCGGAGGAGAUGGACUCAUUUGGGUGGUGGGCCCGGUCCUGGCUGUGGUCUUCAUCAUCUGCAUAGUCAUCGCUAUCCUCCUUUACAAAAACAAACCUGACAGCCGUAAAAGAAAAGAGUCAGAGCCACGCACAAAAUGUCUGCUCAACAACGCAGAUAUUACACCCCACCACCCAACAGAUCCUGUGGAGAUGAGACGCAUCAACUUCCAAACCCCAGACUCUGGUCUAAGCAGCCCUCAGAGUGAAGCAGAUUUUGAUGAUGAAAGUAUGAUGAAUCAUCCUCCCAUCCCGAUCUCAGAGCUGGCUGAACACACAGAGCUUCUAAAGGCCAAUGACAACCUCAAACUCUCCCAGGAAUAUGAGUCCAUCGAUCCAGGCCAGCAGUUCACCUGGGAGCACUCCAACCUGGAAGUGAAUAAGCCCAAGAAUCGGUACGCAAACGUCAUCGCCUACGACCACUCCCGUGUCAUCCUGGCUCCGAUUGAGGGAAUCACAGGUAGCGACUAUAUCAACGCCAACUACAUUGAUGGCUACAGGAAACAAAAUGCCUACAUCGCCACCCAGGGUCCGCUACCGGAGACGUUCGGUGACUUCUGGAGGAUGGUGUGGGAACAGAGAGCAGCCACUGUGGUCAUGAUGACCAGGCUGGAGGAGAAAUCCAGGAUUAAAUGUGACCAGUACUGGCCCAGUCGGGGCACAGAAACAUAUGGUAUGACCCAAGUGACCCUGUUGGACACCAUAGAAUUGGCUACUUUCUGUGUCCGCACUUUCUCCUUGCACAAGAACGGUUCCAGUGAGAAGCGGGAGGUUCGCCAGUUCCAGUUCACAGCAUGGCCUGACCACGGCGUGCCAGAGUACCCAACCCCCUUCCUGGCCUUCCUCCGUAGGGUGAAGACCUGCAACCCGCCUGACGCCGGACCCAUCAUCGCCCACUGCAGUGCGGGUGUUGGCCGGACAGGCUGCUUCAUUGUCAUCGACGCCAUGCUUGAACGUAUCAAGCAUGAGAAGACAGUUGACAUUUAUGGCCAUGUGACGCUAAUGCGCUCACAGCGGAACUACAUGGUGCAAACGGAGGACCAGUACAGCUUCAUUCACGAUGCAUUGCUGGAGGCAGUGGCCUGUGGCAACACUGAAGUGGCUGCCAGGAGCCUCUAUUCCUACAUUCAGAAGCUGGCCCAGGUGGAGAGCGGCGAGCACGUCACUGGCAUGGAGCUGGAGUUCAAGCGUUUGGCCAACUCCAAAGCCCACACGUCGCGCUUCAUCAGUGCCAACCUUCCCUGCAACAAGUUCAAGAAUCGCCUGGUUAACAUCAUGCCCUAUGAGACCACGCGUGUCUGCUUGCAGCCAAUCAGAGGCUUGGAAGGAUCUGAUUAUAUCAAUGCUAGCUUCAUUGAUGGAUAUAGGCAACAGAAGGCCUACAUCGCCACACAGGGCCCUCUAGCAGAGACUACAGAAGACUUCUGGAGAAUGCUCUGGGAAAACAACUCGACUAUUGUUGUUAUGUUGACCAAACUGAGAGAGAUGGGACGGGAAAAGUGCCACCAGUACUGGCCAGCGGAGCGCUCUGCCAGGUACCAGUACUUUGUGGUGGAUCCAAUGGCCGAGUACAACAUGCCCCAGUACAUCCUCCGAGAGUUCAAAGUCACAGAUGCCAGGGAUGGUCAGUCCAGGACAGUAAGGCAGUUCCAGUUUACUGACUGGCCGGAGCAAGGCGUGCCCAAAUCUGGAGAGGGAUUCAUUGAUUUCAUUGGUCAAGUGCAUAAAACCAAGGAGCAGUUUGGACAAGAUGGACCGAUUUCUGUCCACUGCAGUGCUGGUGUGGGUAGGACUGGAGUCUUCAUCACCCUCAGCAUCGUUCUGGAGCGAAUGCGCUACGAAGGCGUGGUCGAUAUCUUCCAGACAGUGAAGAUGCUCCGGACACAGAGGCCAGCCAUGGUCCAGACCGAGGAUGAAUACCAAUUCUGCUAUCACGCAGCUCUGGAGUACUUAGGAAGCUUUGAUCACUAUGCAACGUAAAAAGCCAUCUCUUCCCCCCCAAGAAUCCUGUUGCCCCCCCUCCCCUCCUCAACAGUAUCCUGAGCCAUAGAAACUUUGAAAUCUGAAAUGACGACAGCAGAAGACAAGAAACACCAACCUCAAUUCAGGCACACCAAAACAGGAUCCUAUCGUAGAUUUUUUUAGACGACAACACCCAUCCGACCAAGAUUAGAGAGUAAUUUCAAUUGGACUAAGCGACCUCUCGUAAGGAAGUGAGGAAAUUGCCCAUCUUAAAGAAAAGAGAAUCCUCAUCGGGAGAGGACCCAGACGCUGUGGCUCAAGCUGUGGGGCGGGUAUCGAUCAAAGUGUCAGACUGCUUACCUUACCUCAAGUGUUUCAAUGUGGAGGACAUUGUAAACAUUCGUGGACAUUUCUCUUCUCAAAAAUAUCUUCGUGAUUACAGAAGCAACAAAGGAACAGUGAAUGAAGGAGAAGGCAACGGCGACUACAGCAAAAAUCAAUAAGAGGCAGAUGGAUGUAGCCAAGACGGGGUGACUCUUCUCUUGUUUUUUUUUUGAUAAGCCUGGGUGUUCAAAAGGGCGUUUGAGUAUUUCUAUAAACACAUUUUUGUGCGUGAUAUCCAGAGAAAUGACCAAAUCAUGGUUGCCUGAGUAAAAACGCAAGAUUUCCCCAAAACUCUGAUAUCAAAAGGUGAUGAGACAAAAAGAAAUUAAACAAACCUAGUACUUCCAUUUGGCAUCGGAUUGAAGAUUUACAUUAUUUCUCUAAAUUAUAUGCAAAAAUAGUGCAAAAGUAUUAAAGUGUUUAUCACACAACUGCGUGUUCGGAAAGCUCGGAGGUAAGACGAGGUAUUGAGGUUAUUGGAAAGAAGGCACCACAUGAAAUCAGAUGAACGAAUCGCGAACUUGUGUUAAAUCAGUAUCGGAAGCCAACAUCGGAGUGCAGGUAACUACAGUAAUGAUGAUGAUGACGAUGAUGAUGAAGACCAGAGUGCCGCAGGAAGGAAACGUCUCAGUCACAAGAGUAAUCAGGGGGAAACUUUGCCUGUUGCAAGAAGCUGCAGUUGGGUCGCCUUGAGGAUGGUCAAGUUGCGAGAAACGCCAACCGUGUCCCAUGAUUUUUUACAAUCACACCUCUCUUUGGAACCAUUGCAUCAUGGGGCUUCGGUAUCAACAUCCACCAUUUUGAACAAGAGAUAAUCUGGUGGAACGAGAAGCUUUGGAACAAACGGAACAACCAAACAAGGAUCGCCGCAACGUGGGGCUUUCUUUGUGUACAGUGACCAACACUCAUUGUCAUCAUUUAGAACUUUUUUGUCUUAUGAGGAAUUCUACUUUUUUUUUUUUUUUUUUUUUUGGUUUUAUUUUCUGUCAAAACCAAACAUGCUGCUUAUCUUGUGUAUGCUGUACGUGUGAUUUGAGGGAGAGGAAACUGACAAACAAAAAGAUGCCAGCUUUGCUAACCGCUAGCGCUGACUGAAAGUGCAUCCUCAUGACAUUAUCGUCCUGGGUUUUUACACCUCUCCUUUUUGUUUUCCAGCCUUCUCUAUAUUCAUCUAUUUCAUCGUUAAAAGACACUCAAGAGUGGUAAAGGCCUGUUGCGAUUAACUGUACUUUCAUAUGGUUAAAAAAAAAUGGGCCUUCAAUUCCACCAUGUGUGUGUGUUUGGUAACAGGUGGAUAAAGUAGAGACUUGGGUUUUUGUCCUCCUUUUUUUUUUUUUUUUUUCAGUGGGUGAUGCAGCCAGACCAGGCAGCCAUGUUGGAUCUCGAUGCCAUGAUGUGACAAAUGAAAUUCUUCGGUACAAGUUACUUGCACAUCCCCUUAUAUAUAUAAAUAUAUAUAUAUAAAAAAAACAAAACAAAAAAAAAAACUUGAAACAAAGAUCCCAAAACAACUGCAGGUUGGAUUUGACGCACUAAUGUAUAUGUGUCUGAUAAAAAAUGAAGCUUUUGAAAUCACCAGGUUUUCAUUUUGAGAUCAGUGCUGGUAUACGUGGGUGUAUGAAUUCUGUGAAGGUUUCUAAUGGGUGUGCACAAAAACCCAAGUGAUGGACAGAACUGUGUUUAAUCUUUUCUUAUUUCCAAAAAAGCCUUAUUGUUAUUGUAACAUUAUGGAAACAUUAAUGUUGUAUUACGAUGACUUAUUUUACAUUACAUAGUUGAUUUUUUUAUUUUAAUUUUGGUUUAGUUUUUUUUUUAACAGAGAUGAUGUAUCACAUUUUUUUAAAAUAGCAGGAAAAAAAAAGAAAUGCUUAUUUGUUCAUAUUACGUUAAAAGACAUUCUAUUUUUUCACUGUAGAAAUGUUAAGUAUAGCAUGUCUGUGUGUAUGUGUGCAUAUAUGUAUAUAUAUACUGUAUAUAUACUGCACACUCACACAUGCAUAUAUAUUUAAAUGCAGAAUAUAAAGAUAUAUCCAAACACUUAGUAUGAAUACAUUUUUCUCCUCAUCAUCUUUUUUUUUUAUACCAGCCAGUGCUCAUGUUUAAAGAUGCGUUUUUAUGAUUUUCUUUACGUUCGUGUGUAUGUUUUAUAUAAUCUUAGAAACCUUGUGUGUUUCUGGAGAAAAGCUGAGGUGAUGUCAGCGUUUUGCCUGAGUCCCCUAACUCAACUCACCGAUGUUUAACUUCUACCCCUGAGUAGAUCCUGUGCCGAUGAGGAGACGCCAUUUUUAAUCCUUGUUUAGAUUCUUUAUCAUUAACUUGUAGGCGUUAGUAUUCUUUUAUUUUGUUUUCUUUGACUAAUUUUUUUGAGCAACUGUUGAUUAACUGGUCGGCAAAAUAUCUAAUCAAUCAAAAAAAAAAAAAAUCCAUAAUUGACCCUUUUAUUUAGUUUAUUCUAUCAUCCUAACUUGACGUACUGUACCUUGUAUGAUCAUGUACAGACUGUGACCGUCACAGUUUUUAAGGGAAUCCCUGAGUUCUUUCUCUUUUUUUUUAACUUUAUUAUUUUAAAACAUAAUGUGGUCAUUCAUUUUGUUAGAUAUCCACUAUGAUCUAGAAUAUACCUGUAAAUAAACAAAUAUAUAGAUUAUAUGUAUUUGUAUCAUUCGACCCUCGAGAUCUCGUACUUCAAGUGGGGGGGCAGAAUAACAAAGAUCGAGGUUCUGCUCAUAUCAAACUUCCUGGUGUCUGUAAAGCCUGUUUUCUCCCCUUAUGAAACAAAAAAAAAAAAAACAAUUCUUUCUCCAGCCCUGCUCCCUGGUCUUUAAUUACCACUAGCUUUUUUCUGCCUUUAAUUUCCCUCGCUAGCAGUUAAACUGGGAAACACGCCAGCUUCUGUUCUCACACCUAUAGCCUCAUUGAGAGCAUGAAAUCAACAUCAGUGAUCUGCUCUUAUAAUUGAGCCGAGACAGAACGUUAGUCUGUUCUACCGUACCAACACCCUGAAUAGGUAACCCGCCCAUUUAUUCAAGAUUACUUUUCUUUCCCUCAGUAAAAAAAAAAGUGUUUUCUGUUCUGGCGGGUAUACUAGAGAUGAUGAAUUUUCGACUAAUAUUCUCAUAUCAUCCAGUUUUUGGAUUUACACCAUGAGAAUAACAUAAGCAGAGGGUGUAUUUGUAUAAAACACAGCCAAAGUCUCUUACCCAAACAAAACCUCAGCUACGACGGUGCAUAUUCUUAAUCUCUUCACCACUCCGUGAAGCUAUAGCACCCAAAGGUGUUUUUCAUUCCUUAAUAGCUUCCCUCUAAGACCCUGGUAGGUACCCAGCUGUCCAACUGCCUUAUAUGCCAAGGUGUUAACCAUAAAUGUAUCAUUGGCUGAUGGACAAAUGCAGCUUCGCUAAAGGCCAUAUAUUGUUCAGUUGCAACAUGAGCUUUUUUGUUUGUUUUUUUUUUUGUUUUUUUCUUUUUUUGUUUAUUUUUCCCUAUUGUACUUUUAAGCCUUGUAUAGAACCAUACUCUGUAUUUUUGUUCAACCAUGUUUUGUUAUGGGAUGCAGAGAGAAACCAGGACUCAAUGAAACAGAACAGCGCGAUGCAACCAAGAGAAGACCAAGACAACCAAAAACAUGCUGCAAAUUCACAUUUCCAGCACGUUCUUUCUGAGCAGUGGGAACCUUGAGAUGUUUCAUAAUGAACUAAAUCCUGAACUGAGGAUGUUUGGAACUCAAAAAGACUGGUACAAAGGCCCCAUGCCAAAACUGAAAACCGUGGAAGUCUUUGGAAGCUUGUCCAGUGUGUUACUCUUUUGACUUCAUGUAAAGAUGCUAGACUUUUGAAAACAGCCGCCAAAAUUACUGGAUUUUGUCAAUGAAUAUUGGGUGAUUGGGGAGGGUAGGACUAACAAAAAAGAAGAAAACAACACUAACAAAAAAUUACAUUAAAGAAUAGAGCAUAUACAGUAAAUACCAACAAGAAAAAGAUCCCAAAUUCAACAAAAUAGUUUUACCUUUGUAUGAGGGCCAAGUGCUAUCACUUUCAAACUGUUACUUCUAACUGAAACAAUAAUUGGUUUUAAGCCACUGUGUAUGUAGAUAUGUUGACUUUGUAUUAAAGAAAUGUUGUCUGAAAACCA